GCAGCCACGUCCCGACCCACGACCCUAGCAGCCUGGGACCCGCAGCGACCCCUCCGGGAACGCAGCUCGGACCCUGCCAGGCCUCCGCCCACGGCCGGCGGCAUCCUCCCCCUCCUCAGGAUCACCCUUCGGCCCAGAGGCACACUUUGUCUUGUCAGCCGGCCCACCGAGGAGUCACUAGAGGGCGGCUCGGGGUGCCCUGGGAAAUGUAGUUCCCGCCGCUGGUAUCGGAGCGCAGGGCCCCGGCCUCUAGGUGGGGCGGGAAGCGUGGUGGCCGCCCGGGCCACUAGGAGGCGGCAAGAGGCGCAGAGCAUAAUGGGAGGACGCGAAGAUGGGGACCGAUUCACGGAACUGCAACUCCCAGCAGCACCGGGAGCAAGAGACUGGGAGGCGGCGGGGCGGCGGGGCGGAGCCAGCCAAAGGCCGCAGGGAAGUCCAUUCCAGCCCGACCUCGCUUCACCCAGACGAGGGCCAACUUCUAACUCGUGGGGGUCUCACUAGGCCGCAGUCGUCCGCGGGUCCCGGAAGCGAACUUUCUUGGCUGGAAGAGGGGAUCUCUUGAAGUGCGAGAUGCAAGCUGGGAAGCCCAUCCUCUAUUCCUAUUUCCGGAGCUCCUGCUCAUGGAGAGUUCGAAUUGCUUUGGCUUUGAAAGGCAUUGACUAUGAGAUAAUACCCAUCAAUCUCAUAAAGGAUGGGGGGCAACAGUUUUCUAAGGAAUUCCAGGCAGUGAAUCCCAUGAAGCAGGUGCCAGCCCUGAAGAUUGAUGGAGUCACCAUUGGCCAGUCACUGGCCAUCAUUGAGUACCUGGAAGAAACUCGGCCCACUCCACCACUCCUGCCUCAGGAUCCGAAGAAGAGGGCAAGCGUGCGCAUGAUUUCUGACCUCAUCGCCUCUGGCAUCCAGCCCCUGCAGAACCUGUCUGCCCUGAAGCAAGUGGAACAGGAGAACCAGCUGCCCGUGGCCCAGAAGGCCAUCAUUUCUGGCUUUGAUGCUCUGGAGCAGAUCCUGCAGAGCACCGCGGGGAAGUACUGUGUGGGAGACCAGGUGUCCAUGGCUGAUCUGUGCUUGGCGCCUCAGGUAGCAAAUGCUGAAAGGUUCAAGGUGGAUCUCGCCCCCUAUCCUAUCAUCAGCCGCAUCAACAAGGCACUGCUGGCCCUGGAGGCCUUCCAGGUGUCUCACCCACGCCGACAGCCAGAUACACCUGCUGAGCUGAGAGCCUAGCUCCCAAACAUUGCCACAUUGGCACAUGGGCAGGGAGGGGACACAGGAGUAGAUGCUGGGUGGGCUGAACAGGCCUGGAAAUAAGCCUUCAAUGGGCAGCCAGGAGAUUUGACUUUAGUCCUUGAACUUGAACUCUCGACCUGGUGCUGCCUUCCCCCUAAACUUUGUCGUACUUCAGUCCUCUCGUCUGUCAAGUGUCAGGAGGUGGUGGGCAGAAAUGGUAUCUGCUGUGUAUGUCACAGGGCAGUCACAAAGACAAAAUGAGAAUAUGGAUUAAAAGGCCACAAGUUACCCAAGCGCCACGAGGAAGCCUUACUGAACUGACUUCAGGGAGUGCCCACGCUGGAAUUUGGUCAUUAACUGCAGCCCGGCCUCCAGCUUAUUAAGACCGAGCUGGGUUCCAGAAUUUGAACACUGCCCCCGACCCCCUGCUGGAACGCCCCAUGACUGGGCUCAGGACAGGAAGUCAGUCCGGUCAGCCACUUGCCUGCCUUGUGAUAGGCCUGGCCCUGAAACCAAGGGCAAGGAAGAGAAGUAAGCCCAGACGCCUGCCUGAGAGAAUCAGGAUCCAGGGAGAACUGAGCAGGAAAGAAAGCACCUAGCCAACAGCAGUGGGAGUGGUACCAUCACCAAUGUUCUGCUCCCUCACGAGAAGCCAGCCGGCGCUCACACCAGGGCCUUACCUCCAGGGGCAGAAUUCUCUGUACCAGUUCCAAGGUUAGGAAUUUGGGCAAAUCCAGCCACAAGUGGUCCUACGAACAGGAGGUAGGCUGCCCCUACAGGCAGUGUGAACUGUCACUGGGGUCAACUUGAGCUCAGGAAACCAGCCAGGUGACAAUUCAUCACGGGCUGUGCUAGUGGGGACAUGUCCCCAUGCUUGGCAGUGCUCACAUUGAACCAGGACCGAUUCUUGGCAGAGACAACGUAGGGAGAUUAGAGUAGCUUCUGGUGGUGAAACGAGAUGAGCUUCAUGAUCCAUACCUGAGAUUUCAUUUCUCCCACGUGGCUGAGGUUAAACAGGACUGGGGUCUACAUGCCUGUUUCAAAUGGAAGCCACCUUUCUCAACCAUGUGUCCCUUUUCUGCAGCCCAAUCCUAGGACACCUAGUUCUCCCCUCUCAUCCUGAGUUCUUUUGUGGCCUUUCCUCUCUUAAAAGACCUUGGUUCCAAGCUCUAGAAUAACCAAAGUGGGCCACUCUUUUUCCCAAGGUGGGUUUGUCCCCACAAAGCCAGAGAGAAGCAGAGGAAGGUAGAUGAGACAGGGCCGUGAUGAGGGAGACUCAGUGUACCCCCGGUCCUGCCCUGCUGCCAUCUGGACCCUUCCCUAAAUUACUGCAGCCUUGCCUGACUGGAUAAGACUCACCUGGUCUCUUUCUACAAGAAAUGUUAUUUGGUAAAGGACUGAUCUCUUCCCAGAAACCAGGGAUUAUCACCUCCUAAAAUUUGGAUGUCUGAAAUCGUAGGUGAUUAAAACUGGGGACUACAGGGAAAAUGAGCUCAGAGGAAAGGGCGAGACCCCGCACUGCAGGCAUGUACCUGCCACUCCCGUGGCAGUGCGCCUCCCGGACCUGGAGAUGUCGGGGGAGCUCUGCAGAGGAGCAGCAGGCCAGCCUCGGGCUGGGCCAGGCCAGAUGGGCUGCCGCCGCCACUGCUCUAGGAUAAGGCAGCCGACUGGGCCCCUCACCAACCGCUGCCUCUCUGAGCCCAACACAUCCAAAAGGAUUUCCAGCCUGGCUCGGGCUAGCAGGUGCUCCCAACUGCCUGCCUCUCCCCAGUCUCAUCUCCAGGCCACAGGAAAGUUCAAGAGACUUCUGGGAAGCAAGAGAACAAAUUAGAAUCCACAAGUAGGAUAGAAACAGACAGCCUGAGACCACUCCCCCUUCCCUGUAUGAUUCUAGAGCGAGCUAGGUUGGAGAGGGCAACGUGGAAUCGUCCUAGGUGGGAACAGUCUGGUCUCCUGCUCUAGCUAGCAGUGAACUUCACCAUUCCCUCCCUUCAGUCUGCCAACAUGGAGCAGCACUCCCCGGUGACUCCCAAAGCUGGGAGCCAGGAUGUGUGCAGGUGUGAAGUGCAACUGACAGACGUGGACCUUGCUGUUGCUGAUUUUAUGUCCUCCAUAAAGCGUGCCUGGCUCUAACUACCACUCAA
Sciurus carolinensis (gray squirrel) is the source of this 3368-nucleotide messenger RNA. RefSeq names its product glutathione S-transferase zeta 1 (gene Gstz1). Gene Ontology annotation, biological process: glutathione metabolic process; L-phenylalanine catabolic process. The coding region runs from base 571 to 1221 and encodes 216 amino acids. Gene Ontology annotation, cellular component: mitochondrion; cytoplasm. The transcript has 9 exons. Gene Ontology annotation, molecular function: maleylacetoacetate isomerase activity; glutathione transferase activity. The record is from RefSeq and is a predicted model, not a curated record. Lineage: Eukaryota; Metazoa; Chordata; Mammalia; Rodentia; Sciuridae.